AUGGAAAAGGGGUUUCUUGAUAAAGUAGAUGAUAAUGCGGCUGUGCGAAUAUGGGCUGAGACGACACAACGAGAGAAAGGUGAUAGUCUUACCACGGGACACAUGUCAGAAUUGUGGGAUUUCGCCCGUAUCAGUGUAAUCCAGAAUGACCUUCGAGAAAUGAAAGAAGUCUGGGAUCGAUGGGAUGUCGAGACCAAGCAGCUGUUCUAUUGCAACUACGGUGACCUGCCUUAUCUGCUCAGUGUCAAAGUGGACAAGUAUUUAUUUCGAGCCCUUGCUCAAUUUUGGAAUCCCGCCUAUGGUUGUUUCACUUUCGGAAAAGUAGACUUGACGCCUACUGUAGAGGAGUAUACGACCUUGCUUCGGUGCCCAAAGAUUCAAGUCGACAAGGCUUAUUCUAGAGCUGCUGGGGCCCUUCCGUUAUUAAAGAAACUAAUGAACAUUACUGGGAUGAGUGAGCAGUGGAAAAGGGUCGAUGUCUUCGCUUUAGGUAUCUACGGAUUAGUGGUCUUCCCCAAAGUAUUAGGACAUAUAGACGAUGCCGUUUCUGAUCUGUUUGAUCGGCUUGGUAAAGGGGUUACUCCCGUUCCGGUAAUACUGGCUGAAACUUUCAGAUCUUUGAACGCAUGCCAGAGAGCUGGAGAGGGAAGGUUCAUUGGAUGUGCUCAGCUCUUACUAGCAUGGUUUCAUAGCCACUUCUGGAAAGUAGAAAAGAUCUCUUAUCGGGUAUUCUCUGAUAGCUACUCUCCUCUAGAAGAAUUGGUAACCACGCCAAGACGGGAUGACGUUUCAGAAGAAAAGUGGAUGGCGAUACUCCAGAAUCUCCGAGAUGAAGAUAUUGAGUGGAGGGCUCCUUGGCUAAUUCCUGAUGAGAUUUUAUACAGGUGUGGAGAUUUUGACUGGGUUCCUCUGCUCGGAAUAUGGGGAGCUAUCGGAUAUGCUCCUCUGCUCGUAUCAAGACAAUUCAGAUCACGACAAUUCAUACCAGCAACACAAGGGUUGGCCCAUUGUGAAUUUUCCUAUAAGGAGGACAAUUACAAGAAAAGGGUUCGAGAAAUGUCUAAUGCCUGGAACCAGACUCACCGAAUGAAAAUAUUAACUGUGGGACCGGUGAUGACCCCCGAGUAUAGUCAGUGGCGUGAUCAAAGGGUCAACGAUAAUAUCCCAGCAUCAAGUCCAGAAACUGCUCAAUCUUUAGAGGAGCACCUAUAA
Molecule: messenger RNA, 1212 nt
Organism: Gossypium raimondii (Peruvian cotton)
Lineage: Eukaryota; Viridiplantae; Streptophyta; Magnoliopsida; Malvales; Malvaceae
Exons: 2
Coding region: 1-1212 (403 amino acids)
Source: RefSeq, a predicted model, not a curated record